AUGCAAGAUUUUGUAGACGAACACCCUGGAGUUUGUCGUAAACCAUACUCUCCAUUUUCACUUACGGAAAACUCUGUUCUUGGUCCACCGGGCAACAAUUUCAUUUUUGGACACCUUAUCUCUCUUUUUAAAGAUAAGCAAGGUGAAGCUUUUAUUCACCUAGCAAAGCAAUAUGGUGGAAUAAUUCGGUUUCAUGCAUUAUUGAAUAAACCUUAUAUAUCGAUUUCUGAUCCAAAACUUGUUCAGCAAGUAUUAAUAAAUCGUUCAUACGAAUUUCCAAAAUACUUUAUAAGCAAAUCUAUGAUAAAAGAUCUUGUUGGCGAGGAUGGCAUUUCAUUUUCCCAAGGAGAUGCUCAUAAACGGCUAAGAAAAUUGAUUAGUCCUUCAUUCGCUUUUGCUAAUAUCAAGGAAGUGCUUCCAAUAUUCAUUCAAGCUGGUCACAAAUUGAAAGAUGCUUGGUUGAAACAAAUUGGUAAUAAGAAAGAGGAAAGAAUUACGAUUACCGCGUUAAUUCCAAAGAUAACAUUAGAUGUUAUUGGCCUUGUUGGAUUUAAUUAUGAAUUCAAUUCUAUUACUUCAGACUCUGAAUUAGCUCGAGCAUAUCAUUCAAUAACUAAUAAAAGGCCUUCGUUUUUAUAUAUGGAGCUUUUAAACAUUUUUCCAUUCAUCAAAAAAAUUCCAACCUCUUAUAACAACCAAUACUGGAAUUCUAUUAAAACCAUCGAUAAUGUUACUGAGAAACUAAUUGCUGAACAAAAAAAUGCCACUGUUCGAGGAAAAGAUUUCUUGUCUUUAUUAAUAAAAAUAAAUGAAAAUUUGUCUAUUAAUGAACAAUUAACACAUAAGGGAUUACGUAGUAUGGUUAUGACAUUACUUUUUGCUGGACAUGAAACAACUAGUAGUUUACUAACUUGGGCGCUAUAUUAUCUCGCAAAAAUUCCUGAUAUUCAGGAUCAUCUUCGUAAAGAAGUACUUGAUAAAUUUCCCGAUCGUAAUUAUUUUCCAACUUUUGAGGAAAUUGAUCAUUUGAAAUAUUUGGAAUGUGUCUUUAAAGAAUCUUUAAGGAUUAGUCCACCUGAUGAAAUUAUGAAUGGUUACGUUACUCCAAAGGGAACUCAAUUCAUUAUUCCUAUAUACGCAAUCCAUCAUGAUCCUUUAAUUUGGGGUGAUGAUGUUGAAUCUUUUAAUCCAUCUCGAUGGCUUGAUCCAGAAAUAAAAUCAAAAAUUUCAAAUAAUAAUUUCUUACCUUUCGGUGCCGGUGUAAGAAAUUGUUUAGGAAUGAAAAUGGCUCAGUUAGAAUUUAAAUGCGUUAUACCUAUAAUUAUUAGGAACUUUGAGUUUAGAUUAGUUGAAGGAUUUACGUUUAAAAAGUCGACAAAUGGUUUAUGUAAACCAAUUCCUGGAAUUGAUUUAUUUGUUUCAAAAGUGGAUUAUUAA
This is a messenger RNA of Cetraspora pellucida, 1437 nucleotides long. NCBI's taxonomy places the organism in Eukaryota, Fungi, Glomeromycota, Glomeromycetes, Diversisporales, Gigasporaceae. The record is from the annotation of a GenBank genome assembly.